GUCGACAAGCAGGUCGAUUUCUGCGAGGAGAUCCGGAAGGCGAUGGCGGCACACAAGGGCAGGAAGAUAUCGUUCGAUAAUCUUGAUGUCUCGCAGGUGCAUUGGUCUGGUAUGACAUUUUCUUUAUUGAUCGACUUGCUUAAAGAGACAGGUGCCACGGCUGUCAGAUGGAAAUCGUUCAAGGCAGGGCUGGAAGACGAGGACAUCUCACAGCUGGCAUCCUGGCUGGAGGGGCUCGCAGCGGAAGACCUGCCCCGGGAGAUCCACUUGUCGCACAAUAGGAUGACCACGGCGGGCUUUGAAGCUCUGCUGUCGGCGCUGGAGGGCAAGCGCGCUCAGCUGCGGAGGCCAGCGCUGGCCAUCUGGUGCAGGGUGGAGUCCAAUCAGCUCGACAGACAUAUCAUUGACAAGAUGAAGCACGAAGGCCGCAUUUGCUACGUCGGGAGGCUCAAUGGUCCCGAACACAUGGCCGAGACCAAGGCCGUGGUGGCCAUGCCCAGCGCGCCGAUGGGCUCGCAGGUGUGGGCGGGCGGCCCCAAGGUGGUGCCGCCUCCGCCGAGGAUGGGUGCGCCCACGCCGUCGGAGGCAGCAUCCGCGGCGCCCGUCCCCUCCGCGGCGUGGGCGCCGCAGGCGCCGCUGCAGCAGGCGUGGCCGCUGGGGGCGCAGGCACGGCCGCUGAAGGCCUUUGUGAACCGGCACAUGCAGAGGCAGCAGCAGCCUCCGGUACAGCACGCCGCCUCCACGGGUGCGGCUUGGAGGAGCGCCGCGCCCGCGGGAGGACGGCCCCCGCCGCUCCCGCCGCGGGGCCCUCGCGGGGCUGCCCCGAAGGAGGAGAAGUAA
This is a messenger RNA of Prorocentrum cordatum, 840 nucleotides long. The record is from the annotation of a GenBank genome assembly. NCBI's taxonomy places the organism in Eukaryota, Dinophyceae, Prorocentrales, Prorocentraceae.